This is a messenger RNA of Heterobilharzia americana, 576 nucleotides long. Lineage: Eukaryota; Metazoa; Platyhelminthes; Trematoda; Strigeidida; Schistosomatidae. The record is from the annotation of a GenBank genome assembly.
AUGGAUCCUAUGGACAGCCAGGAGUCACUCGAAGAGACUGUAAUUCCACCUCCAAUCUAUUCCACUGAACCUGUGGACUUAACUACAAGUGAUACUGAACCCAACCCUGUGUUGUCCCCCUCCAAUCGUCGACGAUCUAGAGAAAGAAGUAAAAGUAUUUCGAAAACUAGGUUGGAAGUUUUUGGUUCUUCCAAAAAUAUGGGUGAGACAGGAGAUAAUUUGGAAAACAAUGAGGAUUUCGAUAUUGAGGAUGAAAGCCUCAUGGAACGUAUACUCGGUCUCACUGAGAUGUUUCCAGAAACAGUUCGUCACGGUUUUUCUGCCCUUUUCAAUGUGGCUUCUGGAGGUAUUGAAUCAGCAUACUCCAUCAGCAGAUCGGUGACGUGGUUCGUGGCCAGCACUGCAACUCUCUGUUUCCUCCCACUUAUCUUGGAGCUAGAACGAGUCCAGAAUGAGGAACAAGAAGCAGUUCAGCAACGAACAAUGAUGCUUGGGCCUAAAGCAGCCGGAGGUGGCUCUGGACUAGCCGGAUUUACGGCUUCAGUCCCUCAUCUUACUCACAUGGAAUCUCAGUAG